AUGGCCGUUGUUGGGCUCGAUUUAGGAAAUUAUUCUUCUUAUAUCGGCGUUGCUCGUGCUGGCGGCAUUGAAAUCAUUGCAAAUGAAUAUUCUGAUCGUCUGACACCAACUUCUAUCACAUUUGCACAACGUACACGUGCCAUUGGCCAAGCAUCAAAAGCACAAGAAGUCACACAUGCCAAGAACACAAUAUGUAAUUUUAAACGUUUACUAGGACGAAAGUAUCACGAUUCUUUUGUAAAAAAUGAAAAAUACUUAAAUGCUUACUCUAUUGUCGAAGGAAGUAAUGGCUCUGUUUAUAUCGAGGUUGAUUAUCUAAACGAACGCAAACGUUUUACACCAGAACAAAUUACAGGCAUUAUGUUUACCAAAUUGAAACAAAUAUCCGAAUCAGCACUAUCUACGAAAGUUGUUGAUUGUGUUGUUGGCGUGCCGUGUUAUUUCACUGAUGCUGAACGACGUGCUAUGCUUGAAGCCAUACAAAUUGCCGGUUGGAAUUGCUUGAGAUUGCUUAACGAAACAACAGCUGUUGCGUUAUGUUAUGGUAUUUACAAAGCCGAUUUACCCGAACAAACUGAGAAACCAAGAUUAGUUGCAUUUGUUGAUAUGGGCUAUUCUGCUCUACAAACAUCGAUUGUUGCAUUUAACAAAGGAAAACUAAGGAUGUUAGCAACGGCAUUUGAUCCAUCGCUGGGUGGCCGUGAUUUUGAUCGUGUUAUCAUGGAUCAUAUGCGUGAAGAUUUUAAACGUUAUAAAGUUGAUUCAUACAGUACAACAAAAGCCAAACUACGUUUAAGAGCCGAAUGCGAAAAGGCAAAAAAAUUAAUGGGUGCAAAUCUACAACCGAUACCAAUUGCUUUAGAAUGCUUUAUCGACGAUAAAGAUGUGAAUGGAAAAAUUCAACGAAGUGAAUUUGAAGAAUUAUCAAAAUCAUUAUUCGAUCGUCUAAGAAAUGUACUGGAAAGUCUUUUGAAAGAAGCCAAAGUUACUGCUGAAGAUAUUGAAUCGGUAGAAAUUGUUGGCGGAUCAACACGCAUACCAGCCGUAAAACAAAUUGUUAGUGAUAUAUUCAAAAAAAUUCCAAUGACAACAAUGAAUGCUGAUGAAAGCGUUGCACGUGGUUGUACAUUAAUGUGUGCGAUGUUAAGUCCAACAUUCAAAGUAAAAGAAUUUAAAAUUGAAGAUUGUCAACCGUAUCCGAUUACGUUAUCAUGGCAUGGUGCAAUCAAUGAAGACAAUGAAGUUGAAGUAUUUAGUCGAUGGAAUAGCCUACCAUCAACAAAAAUGUUAUCAUUUUAUAAACGUGAACCAUUGACAAUCGACGUACGUUACUCAUAUCCGAAUGACAUUCCAUAUUCUGAAUCAAAAAUUGGGCAAUACUGUAUUGAAAAUAUUAAACCACAACCGGAUGGAACUCCAUCGAAAAUCAAAGUCAAAGUUCGUUUGAAUCGAAAUGGAAUAUUUGAUAUUACUCAAGCAUCUAUAGUAGACGCAACUGAAGGAGAGGAAGUAGCAAUGGAAACAGAUAAAGAUGCUAAAGACGGCAAAGCAUUCCAAACACAUGCAGCGACGCAACAAAAGCCAACGUAUCAUUCACGGGUACAUGAAAUAAAUGGCGGUGAUCAAACAGCACCAAAUGAACGCAUGGAUGAGGCAAGUUUAUGA
Didymodactylos carnosus is the source of this 1665-nucleotide messenger RNA. The record is from the annotation of a GenBank genome assembly. Lineage: Eukaryota; Metazoa; Rotifera; Eurotatoria; Philodinida; Philodinidae.